Molecule: messenger RNA, 921 nt
Organism: Entrophospora sp. SA101
Lineage: Eukaryota; Fungi; Glomeromycota; Glomeromycetes; Entrophosporales; Entrophosporaceae
Source: the annotation of a GenBank genome assembly
AUGGACUACAAUAUUGUAAAAAAAAGUGAAGAUCGUAAUAAACAAAAUGACGACGAUGAAGAAAUUGAAUGGGUUACAAGCUCUUCAUUGUUACCACAAAAACCAUCAAAUGAAACUCUCUAUAAUCCUAUUCCAGAUUUUCUAAAAAAUCAAAAUCAAAAACAACAAUUCUUCGAUGACUCGCAUUCUAAUAGGAGUUCAUAUUAUAAAAAUAAUAAUAGUUGGAAUAUAGAUGAAAUCAAACUUCCACUAAAACAAAUACAUUUCAGUGGCUCCCGAACAUUGUGCAUACGUUCAGCAGAUCAAUAUGAUAUGGCAUUACUUUUAUAUAGAAAUACACGUGAAAUUUCUAUAUGUAUGAACCAUAUGAAAGAUGAAAUUUGUAUUGGAUUAAAAGAUGUUGAAGGUGCUAAAACUAUUCAAGAUAAUUCCAUAGUAGUCAAACUUAAACCAGACUUUGACAAGAAAUUUUAUCAUCAUUCAGAAGGAUAUCCAUACAAAUUUAGAUCUGUUCGUACUGAUAUUGAUCCAACAAAAGGUAUAAUAAAUGGUAUAAGAUGUCUUAAUUUUAAACCUGAACAUAGAUUUGAUACCAGUAGAUCACGGAUGUUUGAGAAAUCAUUGAAUACUAUGAUUCGUCAAAUCAAUAAGAGUAAUUUGGAAAAAAGACAUAAAUUUAGUCCAAUAUAUGUUACUUGUACAUCAUCAACUCAAAAACGUGCAAUUGUUCUUCAUACAAGUGAGUUAUUUAGUUAUUUUAGAUUUCAUGUUCAAUAUAGAUUUGGAUGGAAGUAUGAAAGGAUGUGGUACAAGGGUCUAAAUGAUUUAUGGAUUCUAUUAAAAGAUGAAGAUAAUUGGAAAACCAUUAAAGAUAAGAUUGCAUUAAAUGAAGUACUAAGGCUUGAAGUUUUUAUGAAAUAG